Messenger RNA from Ostertagia ostertagi, 417 nucleotides. Lineage: Eukaryota; Metazoa; Nematoda; Chromadorea; Rhabditida; Trichostrongylidae. The record is from the annotation of a GenBank genome assembly.
AUGCUGUUGCUAGCUACGCUAUCGCUACUAUGCGCCCUUUCGAUGUCAGAUCCCGUCAACUUUUGUCGGGAAGCGAAGGACUGCCAGUCAUGUGCAUCAUCAUACACUCAUGUACUUGGGUUCCGCGAACACUGCAGUAAAUCCUCUUUCCAUCUACGCGGUAUUCUUUUAGGCUUCAACUGCAAAAGGAAAAGGUACACCGAUGAACUUGGACGUUCACUCUAUGCAUUUAUCCUCUCAUUGAGAGACACAAACGUUACUGCAUGUCUGCUUAAUGUCAGGCCUGACGUAAGCCACAUUCGUACAUUCACAGUUGAGUGCGAUUCUUCUGGAAACACUUGCACCAGCAUGGUUGCUGUGUCUGAAGAAGCCAAAUCCAUAUACCUUGUGUUUAGAGAUACCACUUCACGGCAACAG